Sinocyclocheilus rhinocerous is the source of this 3704-nucleotide messenger RNA. RefSeq lists its product as uncharacterized. Bases 107 to 2860 code for a protein of 917 amino acids. Gene Ontology annotation, biological process: regulation of DNA-templated transcription; response to muscle activity. Gene Ontology annotation, cellular component: nucleus; cytoplasm. The transcript has 5 exons. The record is from RefSeq and is a predicted model, not a curated record. Lineage: Eukaryota; Metazoa; Chordata; Actinopteri; Cypriniformes; Cyprinidae.
GGGUUUUGGAAGGUGAGCCAAGUCAGCGUCGGAUCAACAUUGAAGUGUUUUGAAAGCAUAACUGACAACUAAAGAUGUCAUAAAAAACCUUUUGAACUCAACUGCAAUGGAUGACUUAGACCACAGUGUGCUGAUAGCAGAGCAGGACUGGGACUGUUUCUGUACAGACAGUGAGGAAUGUUCUGUUCAGCAAGCCAAGCUUGCAGCCUUAGAGGAGUCUGGCUUCAGUGACACUGACGAUGACAAAACCUCUGUCCACGUGUCAUCUCUUUCCAGCCAGACCAGCCCUGAUCAACUCUUUGAAAAAGAUUGUGUAGAAGUACAAAAACAACAACAAAUAAGAGAAUGUAAAUUAGAACAUACAUCUGAGAACUCAGAGUUUACUGAACAUCCUAACCCAAAUGCAGAGCCACAGAAUACCAGGUCCGCUGAGCAGAUGUCUGAUACUGGAGCAAAUGAACCAGGGGCUACAUGUGAAUAUCACAACAAAGCUAAUGAAGACAGCAACCUGACUGAGAAGUUAAACUUAGAGAAAUUAAGAGGAAAUUACGAAAAUCAGGAGAAUGGUGAGAAUCAAUCAAGCCAAGCCACAACCAAGCCAGUCUCUGAAAUCUCUAUAGAAGAUAUAAAGUAUGAAAAGAGAAAGGAUGGUAUAGAAACGUUAACUGAGGUGACAGACUGUUCACCAGUGGCCCAAAAAGAGAAGGAACGUUGGUUUGUGACUGUAAAUGACAGCCCAGUCCGCCUGAGAGUAAAGGAUCCCAACUCGGUCAAAAAAAAAAAAAGACGAAAAAAAAAACCUUCUAAAAACUUUAGACAGAAUAGCGGAGUGAUGGAGAAGUGCUCUUCCUUAAAUAACAAUACAGAACCAGAUAAAGAAAUUACUGAGAGACAAAUAACGCAGGACAAAUUUGAACAAGAACAUUUUUCUUCUGACUCACCCAAUAUUCAAAAUGUACUUCAUAUCCAAGAUGUUAAAUGUAUUUCGCCCACUGGAUCACCUGAGGGUGAAGGAGGAAAAACAAGCUGUCCUAUUAGUCUAAAAAAGGAAAGCAUGUCAGAAAUGCCAGAAGCUAACUUAGAAAGAAAUCCUGCCGACUCCCUAAAUUCACAGACCAUAUUUAAAGAUCUCAGUGGCCCUUUGCCACAGUACUGGGAUCAUGAAAGCGCUGUGUGUGAUAAAUAUGACAAAUCCAUAGUAGAUAUUAACUGUGAAUGUCAACAUUCAACUGAUAAUUUAAGCCACUUUAAUAAUGACACAGGGGUGGAAAGUCCCAGAUUUAUUCUGGGUGCCUCUGAACCCUCUGCUCCUUCAGAUACUGAAGGAGAAAAAAAAGAACAGCAAGAGCCCUCGGGACAGACUUAUAAUAGAGAAGAAUCAUCCCAAUCAUCCCAAAAGACACAAUCCUCCAGUAACAGUGCCAAGACUUCAGGUCCAACUCGACCCAUAUUUGCCAUUUCCUCCUUUUGGGAUGAAAUGGAAAAACUGACAAUAAAUGAUAUUUUGCAACUUAGAAUAGCCAAUAACAGGUCUCUACUGACAGAAAGCAUCAUUCCAGAAGAAAGCAGCCCUGUGGUCGCUGUCGAUGUUCAUCUUCCAGAUAGGGGUGAUGUGGAAUCUAAAGAUGAUAGUUUAGAAGAUGGCCUGGUAGACGACGCAGCAGAUUCAGACUAUUUCACACAUUUGGAUGACUCUAAACCAGACCGAUCGAGCUGUGAAUUCUCGGCUUACUCUGAUUUCGAUGAUGAGUUUCUACAACUUCUUCAUGCAAGUGCAAACCCUAGCCCUGAACCCCUUGAAGGCAAAGAGCAAACCCAACGUUUUCUUGAGUCUGGCAUAGAUUCAGAAGAAACUUGGCCAAGUGAAUCAAAUGAGACGGUGAAGCUGUGUCCUGAGAGUGAUCCCUCACUAUAUUUGUAUUCAGAGACAGAAGCAGAAAUGCAGGACGUAUUUUUAACAGCUAAAGAAGAAAACAACACGAAUACCUUUCUAUUGGACCACUGUAGCACAAGGAGAUCAACGCCUUCACCAGUUUUAUCGAUUUCUGAUAUUCUAGACGAUCAGUGUCUGCUGUCUUUCUUCGAAAUCUUGAGAAGUGACACCAAAGCAGAGCAAUACCAAACUUGGAUCCCAGAAAGUAACACUUCGCUUUGUUUUUCACAGAGCUUAUCUGUGGCUGAAACUUAUGAUGACUUCUUCUCAGAUUUUGAGGUUGGGAAUUUUCUCUUUCCUUCAGUUCAAGUUUCAACAAAGAGCGAGAAAACAUUGGUACCUAUCUAUUCCUCUUCUCAUUCAGUGGUGAAAGACCUAGAAUUUCCAGAGGUAGAAGAGGUGAUACAGUCGAAUUGUGAAGACGAGAACGCCCCAGUCCGAGUUAUGAGGUGUACAAGCCCUUCUGAAACAUCAAACAUGUGCUUUAUCACUAGCCGGAGAAGUACCUGGCGAAAACUUUCUCUGAGACGCACCAAACUUCUAAUGGGAAGGACCUGGUAUAGGAUGGCCACCUCUUGGGGUUUUCCCAAGACAGUUGACACAGUCUACAGUUAUAGAACAAGAACAUCAUCAAGUUCUUCUAUAGCUCAGCCAAAGCUUCCAGAGCGUUUCCUAGACAACCAGGCCCUUGGACAAAUGACAGAACAUCAGAUACAUGUUGGGGCAACUUUUGCAAACGCAGAUAGAGAUUGCUUCCUUUUUUCAUUAAAGCAAGCAGACAUGUGCCUUGUUUGCAUUGCUUUUGCGUCUUGGGUACUGAAGUCAAGCAACCCACAAUCUAACGACAUGUGGAAAGCAGCUCUUCUGGCAAAUGUGAGUGCGAUCUCUGCCAUCCAGUACUUGCGGCGAUAUGUAAAAGAAGGAUGAACCAUAAAAAUCUAAUAUUAGAGCUUUCUGAGGAUUUCUCACAAGGGGCCAGUGUACAGGAAAGGGUUAAUUUUGCACAAAUUCACAACAAACACUUUAGUAAAUACACAUAUUAGAUUGUAUUCCAUAUUUACUAACGGUCUAAUAUUUUCAUGUUUAAUAUAUUCAUGUUACAAAAUAGGUGUUCAAUCAAUAAAUAACUUAUCAAAGGACAAUUUUGUUAAAAAAAAAAAAAAAGCAUACAAAGCAAAGGAGAAAACAUUAAUUUUUUUUCCCCCCGUACAAACACUUGUUCAGUUAGAAGACAUAUAUUGCUUUAGAUAUGAUGUUGAUAUGGACCAGAAAUGACAACUGGUAAGUUUUGCGUCAAUUAUAUUCAGGACUCAAGCUGUGCUAUACAUAUUUAUGUAACUAACAAGUAAACUGUUUUGCAGUGUACAUAUAAAAAACGUUUUCACUGAUAAUCACUCUAGAUGCAUCUAUUAAAUGCAUAAACAUCAUGCGGCCAAAGCUUUAAAAAAAAGUUCAUAUAGUUUUUCAGUGAAGAAACAGAUUUGAGCACAUUUCAUGAAGAAUAUAAAUUUGCACAUAAAAUAUAGUUGGAAGUUAAGGAGGUAUCAGAAAGUGCCAGAAAAAUAUGACUGCUGCUGAGUGUCAAAUAUUUCUAUCACACAUAAGCAAAGACUGAUGUCAGUGUAUUAAGUGUAUAUGAAACAGCCUCAGAAAAUUAUGCUUACAAAUAACAAAUGAAUUUAUUACUAAAAGAAAAUGUACUGAUGAAAAAAUGAAAAGAUCCGAGUUGACUGUGUUCAUAUGACAUGUUAAAGAUGAGUAAAAAUAAUUC